AAUCUAGAAUUGAAUCCGGUAAUUAAAAAACAUAAAUUAAAAAAAAUCACAUAUAUUUCUAAAAAAGCCCUUGGCUGGAUGAUUUCAAAGAUUUUCCCAAGCAUCACAAUCUCUUUCUUACAUGAACUUUCAUUCCCACUUUCUCAGUUGUUGGUGGGUUCUUCCCAAAGAUCUCUCUCCUUUUCAAUCCUCUGAUGCCUUUUUUUGGGUAAAAGUAGAAAGUACUCAAACCCAUAAAGGAUCCAUCUCUAAUGUGUUUAUUCUCACUCAAGAUUGAAUUUUUGAGGUACUGAUCCACAUGGGUCGUCUGAUUGCGUCUUCUCCAACCAAUUUCCUCUCAUGGGUUUGCUGUGAAGUUGGAGGAAAAAAGUACAAUAAAUUCAAUUUUUAACUGAUUAAAUUCAAGUGGGUAUUUGGCCCUUUUUUGAUCUGGGUCUCCCUCAACAGCGAAGAUUUUUUUUUUCAGUUUUGGAUAUAAGAGAUUUCAGGAAGACCAUCUCUAUUCAUGUCCAGAUAACAUCUCAAGUAUGGGUUGGCUGAACAAAAUUUUUAAAGGUUCCAGCCACAAAGUUUCAGAAGGACAGUAUCUUGGGAAAUCUGGGGAUGAUAGAGUUUGGGAUGAUCCCUCAAAUUCAUUGGAUGCCCUGUCAGACUAUGAAAAUGAAGAUAUUGAUCAUGCUAUUGCACUUUCCCUAUCAGAAGAAGAGCAGAAGAAGGCUAAGGCAAUUGACAAUCACGAUCACUUGGAGGAGGACGAACAACUUGCAAGGGCAUUACAAGAAAGUUUAAAUGUUGCUUCUCCUCCCCGUGAAAGCGAACAAAAUUAUCAACCAGCACCAUAUCUCUUUUCCUCCGGGUUCAGGAUUUGCGCUGGUUGCAACACUGAAAUUGGUCAUGGACGCUUUCUUAGUUGCAUGGGUGCUGUUUGGCACCCAGAGUGUUUUCGUUGCCAUGCUUGCAAUCAGCCAAUAUCUGAUUACGAGUUCUCUAUGUCUGGGAACUAUCCAUAUCACAAGUCUUGCUACAAAGAAAAUUACCACCCAAAGUGUGAUGUCUGCAAGCAAUUUAUUCCUACAAAUAUCAAUGGCCUCAUUGAAUAUAGAGCGCAUCCUUUCUGGCUUCAAAAGUAUUGUCCUUCUCAUGAGGUCGAUGGUACUCCACGAUGUUGCAGUUGUGAAAGAAUGGAGGCAAGAGAUACAAAAUAUGUGGCCCUUGAUGAUGGGAGGAAGCUAUGUCUAGAAUGUUUGGAUUCUUCAAUAAUGGACACCAGUGAAUGCCAACCUCUUUAUCUGGAUAUACAAGAAUUUUAUGAAGGUUUGAAUAUGAAAGUGGAACAACAGAUUCCAUUACUUUUGGUUGAGAGACAAGCCCUUAAUGAGGCCAUGGAAGGUGAAAAAAGUGGGCCUCAUCAUCUCCCUGAAACUAGAGGUCUCUGCCUUUCUGAAGAACAGACAGUCAGCACUAUUUUAAGAAGGCCUAGGAUUGGGGCUGGAAAUAGAACAGUGGAUAUGAUCACAGAGCCUUAUAGGCUUACACGCCGGUGUGAAGUAACUGCAAUUCUUAUUCUGUAUGGACUACCAAGAUUAUUGACGGGGUCCAUAUUGGCACACGAGAUGAUGCAUGCUUGGCUGCGGCUUAAAGGGUACCGCACUCUUAGUCAAGAAGUUGAAGAAGGUAUCUGCCAAGUGUUGGCUCAUAUGUGGCUAGAUUCAGAGAUUAUGUCAGGGUCUGGCAGCAAUGUAGCAUCCACCUCCUCAGCCUCUUCUUCAUCAUCCGCGGCAUCAAAGAAGGGAACUAGAUCACAAUUUGAGAGGAAGUUGGGGGACUUUUUCAAGCACCAGAUUGAAUCAGAUACUUCAGCUGCAUAUGGAGAUGGUUUCCGAGCUGGUAACCAGGCAGUUCUUCAAUAUGGUCUAAGGCGUACCUUGGAGCAUAUCAAAUUGACCGGCAGUUUCCCAUUCUAAAAAAUGACUACUUUGCCAUAUCUAUUUACAAAAAUUUAUUGCUCAGCUAUCAAUUUAAAGUUCGUAGGCUGAGAAUUAUACGAGACAUUGGAUAAUUUGGAGUUCCCACACAUGUACGGCUGCUUUGAUAUUUACAUUGAGUAUUUAAUGGAACAAUAACUAAUAAGUUGAAUAUGGGCUUCAUUCUUGUCGUCUUGUGGCAGAUGCCAAGAGUGUGGAAUUUGCCGUAAGUUCUGUUAUUCGUCAGUGUAUAAGUAUUUUCUGUGAACUUAUUGUUUGACACGAUCCAGGAUAUGAAGUCUUUGAUUUUGGCAUUUAGUAACGAGGCAUCUCAACAUCAAUCAAGCAAAGGGCUUGCAACAA
Molecule: messenger RNA, 2327 nt
Organism: Asparagus officinalis (garden asparagus)
Lineage: Eukaryota; Viridiplantae; Streptophyta; Magnoliopsida; Asparagales; Asparagaceae
Product: protein DA1-related 1-like
Exons: 14
Coding region: 528-1964 (478 amino acids)
Molecular function (GO): ubiquitin binding
Source: RefSeq, a predicted model, not a curated record